This is a messenger RNA of Trichomonas vaginalis G3, 1707 nucleotides long. RefSeq names its product regulation of vesicle fusion. The coding region runs from base 1 to 1707 and encodes 568 amino acids. The record is from RefSeq and is a predicted model, not a curated record. The transcript has a single exon. Gene Ontology annotation, molecular function: GTPase activator activity. Gene Ontology annotation, biological process: activation of GTPase activity. NCBI's taxonomy places the organism in Eukaryota, Parabasalia, Trichomonadida, Trichomonadidae.
AUGAAUCGAACAGUGCUUUGUACAGUUGAAUAUUUUACUGAGAUUGACUCAAAUGGAACCAAUGUGCAAGGAACUCUUGCCUCAGUUGGAUAUAAUCAAAAUUUCUAUCUUUAUUGGACUCCAUUAGAUGGAACUUCAACACAGAAUAUCACAGCAGUAUUUGAUUAUGAAAAAAUCAAAGAAGGAGAUAAUUGGACACUAUUUGAGCCAUUUUGCUUAGAUUGUUCAAAACUUGGAAGAUUUGAAUUUUCAGAAAAUCCUUACAGCAUCAAAAUUAAUAUCAAUAAUAACAAAUUAUUCAGAACAUUCCAAAUAACUGAAACAGAAUUGAUACCAUUAACGAUUUUAAUUGAACAAUUACUAUUAAAUGGCAUUGCAGUCCCUUCUGUGUCAUCCAGGUACUCGUUAGAGUUUUACAAAGGUGCACACUAUGGAACAUACGCAUUUAUUCCGGCUCAUAUCCAACUAAAUGACAGAUUAUUUAAAAAUCUCGAAGAAUUGUGGAAUAAUGUAUUAAAAUUCUUUGAAAAACUAAUGAUUCAUCUAGAUGCAAGCCAUGCAAUACCAUCAGACUCUGCAUUUCCUAUCAAUACCGCAGCAAGAGCAGUACAUUUGCGAGUUAUCGAAAAAAUUAACGAUUACAUCAAUAAUAUACCUGUUUACGCGGAUAUUACGAAAGAGAGCUAUGCAGAAGCCUUCGAUUCUGCAGGAAAACUUAAAAAUCCUUCAGAAUUUAAACUUCGAUUAUUCCAUAGCAACAAAGACCAAGAUUUAUUACCCGAAUUGAUUCCAUUUGCCAUGAACGUCUAUCCCCUUGAUAGUACAAAGCAAGAAAGAGAAGAAAUUUACAAAAAAUUAACCAAAGAAUUUUAUUCUUUGCAAGAACAAGUCAAAUUAAUACAGCAACCGCAAAUAGAUGGCAACAGUAAGCUAUUCUCCACAUUCAGAGUCAUAGAUCAUGAUGUUGUCCGUACUGAUCGUUUAAAUCCAGCUUUUAAGAACGAUAACAGUCCCGGAUUGUUAAUCCUUAGUGAUUUUCUUAAGAUGUAUGCCAUAUACAACCCUCCCAUUUCCUAUUUGCAGGGCAUGAACGACUUAUUUGUUCCAUUUUUUACCACAUUUAUUCCGAAAUGGGGCGAUGACGGGACACCACUCGAUAAAGAUGGGAAUACGCUUGAUUACGAACCGAUUAAGCCCAUGAUCUUCUGGUGUUACGAGUCAAUGCUCAUAAAUACUCAACAAAUUAAGUUGUUGGAGAACGUAACAGGUCAUUGCGGUCAUAUUGCUGAACAAGUUGAAGAGAUAUUGAACAAAGUAUCACCAUUGUGUUCGAUUUGGCUAAGAAGACACAACUUACAAGGUUUACUUUGGUGUUUUUCUGAUUUUGUCCUUUUGUUUAAGAGGUCAUUUGAUGACAUUUGGACAACAUGGAUGCAGUUUAACGCUUGUGAAGAACCAGACAGAUUCCUUUUGUACUUUAUCACUGCUGUUUUGAUUGCUUCUUUCGAUAGUUACUUGCUAAUGACUGACAUCACAAUGACAUCGAUGAUGGAAGCUUUUCCGAGGGUUUUGGCAACUCUUUUGCCAGUAAAUAUCGGAAAGAUAGCACUCUGGAUACAGGAAUACUACGCUGUGACAAAUAAGGAAGUCAAGAAACAAAAUUUGGAACUACCUAAUUUUGAGUUUUUCAAACCUGAUUGGAAUUAG